Tetrapisispora phaffii CBS 4417 is the source of this 2235-nucleotide messenger RNA. RefSeq names its product Nab3p (gene NAB3). The transcript has a single exon. Lineage: Eukaryota; Fungi; Ascomycota; Saccharomycetes; Saccharomycetales; Saccharomycetaceae. Bases 1 to 2235 code for a protein of 744 amino acids. The record is from RefSeq and is a predicted model, not a curated record. Gene Ontology annotation, molecular function: RNA binding.
AUGUCUGAUACUGAGAAUCCGGUUCCUGCGGAAUCUGUAGCCGACGUUCAAGAAUCUGUUGAUGCCCAACAUCCAGUUGCUGAAAACAUUCAAAAGGAAGAAAAUAUUGACAAUUAUGAAGCUGAACUUUUAGCUGAAGAGGAUUCAGCGGUAUCUGCAGAUGAGUCUGCAGAUGAGUCUGCCGAGACUGGGGGACAGGAUGCUGAACCUGAAUCCCACAAUGAAGAUGAUGCAGAGAUAGCUGAAGAAGAACAAGGUCAACAAGAGGAGAGGGAGGAGCAAGAGGAGCAAGAGGAGCAAGAGGAGCAAGAGGAGCAAGAGGAGCAAGAGGAGCAAGAGGAGCAGGAAAAUUCUGUCCCAGAAAGAGUACAACAUUCUAUCUACGAUGAUCCGGUUCCUGAACCUAAACAAGAACCAGCUUCCUCAGCUUUCGAUCUGAAUAAAUUAUCCGAAAUGAAUGUGGAUUACGACUUGUUGCAGAAACAAGUAAAGACUAUUAUGGACAGUAACAUGCUGAACUUGGAAAAAUUCAAAGGAUUAUCUAAAAAUGAUAAAAUAUCCGCAAUUUUAAACUUACUAAACUCAAAAAGUGAAACCGCCUUUAUGCAAGGUCAUCAAGAACCAGUUUCGAACAUUCAAGAACCACCGAAAUCAGACGCAGAAAAACGUAGACUGUUCCCAAGACCAGAUUUAUCUUAUCCAAUGACACAUGAAGAAAGAGAAAGAUACACUACGUACUUACGUGGUGAAAAUAGAAUUGCUGAAAUGCAAAAUCUACCCCCAAAAUCAAGAUUAUUUAUUGGUAAUCUACCACUAAAAAAUGUCUCCAAAGAAGAUCUAUACAGACUUUUUUCACCAUUUGGUCCCAUUCUACAAAUUAAUAUUAAGAAUGCAUUUGGAUUCAUUCAAUACAAUAAUCCAUUAUCUGUUACAGAUGCUAUUGAAUGUGAAUCUCAGCAAAUUAACUUCGGUAAAAAAUUAAUUUUAGAAGUUUCAAGUUCAAACAGUAGACCACAAUAUGAUCACGGUGACCAUGGUACAAAUAGUAGUUCGACUUUCAUAUCAACUUCUAAGCGUCCAUUCCAAGAAGAAAACGAAACUGCUAACGUAUAUGCAGAAUCAGGAUAUAAUGGCAAGAAAUCGAAGAGAAGAGUCCCGAAUUGUAUUAUUUAUGUUAAGAGAACAGCUGAUAGAUCAUAUGCAACUGAGGUAUUCAAUCAGUUCAAAAAUGGUACCGGUUUGGAAACAGAUAUGAUAUUUUUAAAGCCACGUAUGGAAUUACGAAAAUUCGUUAACGAUGCGGCUCAUGACGGUGUAUGGGGUGUCGUUAUGAUCAAUAAAACUAGAAACGUUGAUGUUCAAACAUUCUACACUGGUUCACAAGGUGAGACAAAGUUUGACGAAUACGUUAGCAUUUCUAGUGAAGAUGCUGUCGGAAUUUUCAAUAAUAUGAGGAAAAAUAAGCAAUCAAGAGGAUUUGACAAUGUACACCCUGUACAAAGCAAUCAAUAUCAACAAUAUCCAAACCAAGGCUAUAAUGCACAACCUCAACAAUUACCAUACGGUCAAUCAUAUAUUAUGCCCCCACAGAACCAAGGUUAUAACAACCAACAGUAUGACCAAAACUACGGCAUGAUGAAUCAACAACGCUAUAGUAACCCUCCACCUGCCCCAAUUCAGCAGACUUAUGGCCAAUAUCAAAAUGCACCAAUGCCACUACAACAACAACCUCAUCCAAUGGGAUAUAACCCGGAUGGAACUCAGAUGAAUCAACAGCCUCAAAUAUCUGCACUAUUGGGUGGCAAUCCAAGCAAAAUGGAUCAAAGUCAGUUAUUAGCUGCAAUUCAAAAUUUGCCACCAAAUGUUGUUACUAACUUGCUGUCAAUGACUCAACAAGAUCAACAACAGGCCAGACCACAACAUGAUCAGCAGCAAUUAUUAGGUAUGUUGCAAAUGAUGCAAAAUCCAAACGCUCAGCCUCCAAGUCAACAACAAAAUUAUGUAGGUAAUGACUCCAAUCAAGCUUAUCAAAAGAUUCCUAUGACAAUGUCACCACCACAACAACUUUCUCCUGCUAACCCACCAGCAGCUAUGAAUCAAGCUAUGUAUCCUCCACAAACAAAUAUACCACCACCACAACAACAAUCACAACAGCCGCCACAGGAAAAGAAAGACCAACCAGUUACUAAUAAUGUCCAAAGUUUGUUAAAUAGUUUGGCUAAACUGCAGAAAUAA